AGUUAGCAUUUGACCGUCCAGCUUAUUUAAAUAAAAAAGUUAACAUUAUCUUUGCUGUAUUCAACAAUGAACGUUACAAGACACGGUUAUUAUGAGAAGAGCAACUUUAAACGUUGCUAACCGUUAUUAGCUUACGUUACGUUUAGAACGUCCUGGAGCCAACCGUCAGAUUCAAACCGUGGUGACGCAACCUCAACGGUUCGUUUGAGAAAUAUUGUCAAUACAAAAUAAAACAAUAUAUGUAUUAAUCUUCAUCAUUUAUCGAAAUAAAUGGGCGAGUUUUAACCUCACCUAACCAAAAUAUGAAUAAUACAAAUACAUAUAAAUCUCUUUCGUUGGCUUUUUUGUUUGUUUGACCGGAAGUCGCUGCUUGGUUAUGUGACAGAUUCUAAACUUGUUUACGUGACCUCCUCGCGGUAAUGUGCACGUUCCAGAUGUCAGAUGUCAAAACGCGGCAGUUUCAAAGUUAAGGUGACAGCUGACUUCGCUUCCCCAACAUGAUGUUCUACACUCAACUCUUCACCUCCAAGCGAGGACCCCUUGCCAAAAUCUGGCUUGCAGCACACUGGGAAAGGAAACUCACAAAGGCCCAAGUAUUUGAGUGUAAUUUAGAAACAACUAUCAAAGACAUCAUCUCCCCACAGAUGAAGAUCGGUCUGCGGACCUCUGGUCACCUGCUCCUUGGCGUGGUCAGGAUCUACUCCAAGAAAGCUAAAUAUCUCCUCGCAGACUCCACUGAUGCCCUGGUUAAAAUAAAAUUUGCAUUCAGGCCAGGUCAAACAGAUUUGCCUGACGAGGGUCUCGAGGCAACGCUGAAGGCAAUCACCUUGAAUGAAGAUUUCCCCGACUUUGAUACCCAGCUGCCACAUCCAAGUGACAUCGAUGAUGUGAACCACUUCUCACUGAACCAGUGUCGCUCAGAGGACAUCACGUUGAAAGAGGAUAUUGGAAGUGGCUUUCUGAAUUUGAUAGAUUUCGGGAACGAGUCCCAGGGCAUCAGCGCUGGGCUGCUGGACUUCCAGGGCUUCUCUCAACAGGGAGACGCUUUUGGGGACGAGGACAGAGGAGGAGACUUCCUGGACUUCCUGACAAACUGUGAAAACCCCGAGUCUCCUAACCUCAUCCCAGAAGAUCCUCAGAAUGAGAAUACACACAUCUCAACACUCGAGGAUCAACGAGACGCUGAUUGGACAGAGGUGGUGACCCCGACUCAAGACGAGACCAAGCUGCUGGCCAACGAGGAGGAGGGCUUCGCACUGGACCCUGUGGCAGUCACUCCUAACUCUGAGAAGAGGAGGGGGAAGAGGAAACGCAGGCUGGUGGUGGAUCAGAGCAAAGAGCUGAGCAACGAGACGAUCAGAGAGCAGAUCUCAAACUGCUCAGAUCUGAUCGCUUCUCUGGACAUGGCCCCCCCGACCGUGCAGCUCAUGGAGUGGAAGGAGAACGGCAGGGCGGACAAACUGUUUGCUCAGCUGUGUUCAACUGUAGCAGCGCCACAGAUAAAGAAGUUCUUUGCCAAGACUAUUUUCCAGAUGAAACCCUCGGGUGUGCAUCAGGAGGACGAGGUGAUGCGCGAGGAUGGAGGAGAUGCUCAGAGGGACAUCAACACGGACGUCACCGUCGUAGAUUCAUCGAUAGAUCAGGAAACAACGCACAACACGGAUGUGAGCGACCUCGGUCACAUGACUGAUAAUCAAGGGGAGAAUAACUUUGAGCUCCGAGAAGAUGGGAACAUGUCUGAGUUCACUCAUUGUGAACUUCCCUCAGAAGACUCCAUGUUUGUCCAUCCGUCCUGCCUGCAGACUCAGUCCUCCUCCCUCAACACUCAGUCUCUGCUGGAGAGCCAGGACCUCGAGGAGAGGAAGCUGACCAAACGCACUCAGAACCUCCACCACGCACUAAAGAUCCAGAGCAGCACGUCCCCCCUCUUCAGUCUCCAGGAGUUGUGUGAAGGACGCUCUCGUUUCCAGGUGGCCACGACCUUCUUCUGCUUCCUGGCUCUGAAGAAACAGAACUCGAUCCAGCUGCAGCAGAGCGCGCCGUAUGAUGACAUCAUCGCCUCGCCCGGACCCACGUUCUGGGAGCAGUAACGCACACACACACACACACACAAGGUUCACCAACGACACUGCGUUCACUCCAUCGGCCGUGUGUUACUAUGUCAGUUUCAAGAUGAUCCCAGGUGAUCUUCUGAGUAACAAAAUGUCAAAUCUCACUGUUUUUUAUCCGUCAGACGCAUCGUUUGACUCUGGUGUUACAGUUUGUCGCUGCGUAUUUAUAACAGAAAUAUAUAACUUAUUUGUAUUUAUUCUCACAGUUUAAGCAGCAUUGUUUGUAUGUGACUGAAGUUUGGAAUGUGAAACGUAGUUCUUAUCUGUUGGUUUCAUAUUCUUGUUAUUUGUUUCCCGCAUCUCAAAUCCAGAGAGUUCUCACUCCUGUUCUGUGUCUGAGCGUUCAGUAACACCCGUGGAGAUUUAGGACCCAUUCUAAAUAUUUUAAUAGACCUAAUUGACUACUUCCAACUUCUGUAUUUUAUAAAUGUUGUCCUGUGCUUUCUGCUGACAUCUUCCCCUUCUCUCUCUUCGCCUUCUUGGAGUUCAUUUUGUAAAAAGUCUUCAGUUUUCAGUUGAAUGUUUUUCUGAAAUUGUAAAUAACUUUCUGUGUCGUUGUUGGAUUGAAUUAAAAUAGAUGCAAGAGUGGGUGUGGGUUUAUUGUGUA
Messenger RNA from Gymnodraco acuticeps, 2718 nucleotides. RefSeq names its product RAD21 cohesin complex component like 1 (gene rad21l1). The record is from RefSeq and is a predicted model, not a curated record. Gene Ontology annotation, biological process: mitotic sister chromatid cohesion; replication-born double-strand break repair via sister chromatid exchange; synaptonemal complex assembly. Gene Ontology annotation, molecular function: protein binding; chromatin binding. The transcript has 14 exons. Bases 498 to 2090 code for a protein of 530 amino acids. NCBI's taxonomy places the organism in Eukaryota, Metazoa, Chordata, Actinopteri, Perciformes, Bathydraconidae. Gene Ontology annotation, cellular component: cohesin complex; synaptonemal complex.